Molecule: messenger RNA, 1117 nt
Organism: Cydia fagiglandana
Lineage: Eukaryota; Metazoa; Arthropoda; Insecta; Lepidoptera; Tortricidae
Exons: 4
Coding region: 86-1117 (343 amino acids)
Source: RefSeq, a predicted model, not a curated record
UGAUGAUUCCACAAAUUCAAAACGAAAUAAGGGUUAUGGCCCAAACAGUGUGCCAUCGACCUCAACUUACGAGAUUUCUGAUAAAAUGGCACCACAUCAUUCAGAAAUAGUAGUUUCUGCUGGAGGAGUCUCAGGACAAAAACGCAAACUAGAAGGUGAAGAUGAUGAUUCCCCAAGUUCAAAGCGAAAUAAGGGUUAUGAUCCAAAGAACGUGCCAUCGACUUCAACAUACGAGAUUUCUGAUAAAAGUACACCAGAUGAUGCUUCGACUUCAAGGGUAAAAACGAAUAAAACCACAGAUUGUAUACGAGGAACACCGCCAAAAUAUGGCUACAGCAACAUAGAAAUGACUCCACGAAAAAAAAAACUUGUAAAAAAGUUGCAGCGAACACAGUGUUUGUUAUCAUCACUCUCAAAAACAUCCGUCGAUUUGGACAAAUUAGAUUCCGAUUUUCUGAAAAAUGUUAUAUCAGACUCUCUGAAAAAUCAAGCCCGGAAACCUAGAGGCAAGCGAUGGAAUUUAAUGAACAAAAUUUCUGCUUUACAAAUUUUUAAAAGGUCACCCAAGACAUACCGUUUUCUGCAGCAUAUAAUGCCUUUGCCCAGUGUUCGAACAAUUCAACGCUUACUUAAAGCUGUAGAAAUUAAUCCUGGCAUUAAUACCUCAACUCUGAAAAUGUUAAAAGAGAAAGCUUCAACUAUGUUACCAAAUGACAAAAUCUGCGCGUUAUUGUUUGAUGAGAUAUCAUUAAAAAAGCGGCUAAUUUACAAUGAAUGUUCAGAUAAAGUUGAGGGAUAUGUUGACUACGGAUCUGGAGAAUACCGCGGAAGGAAAAACGAGAUAGCAGAUAAAGCUCUAGUCUUUAUGCUUCAAGGAAUUCGCAACAAAUAUAAACAGCCAUUGGCGUUUUAUUUCGUUAAAGGCACUAUUUCCUCAGAAAACUUAUUGAGUAUUAUCAAGGAAAUUAUUGCCACUGUUGAAGAUAUUGGUUUCACAGUCAUCAGUACGGUUUGUGAUCAAGGACCGACAAACUGCGGAGCAUUAACAUUGCUCAAAAAGUUAUCACAUUUACCGUCUACUGCUAACUAUUUUCUUGGCCGACUUUUCGGGAUCUAG